Messenger RNA from Mya arenaria, 4184 nucleotides. RefSeq lists its product as uncharacterized. Bases 121 to 3960 code for a protein of 1279 amino acids. The transcript is spliced from 18 exons. NCBI's taxonomy places the organism in Eukaryota, Metazoa, Mollusca, Bivalvia, Myida, Myidae. The record is from RefSeq and is a predicted model, not a curated record.
UUAAACUUCAAGCAGGAAGCAACUCGAAAGAACAAGCUAGUGGACUGAACAUUUAAGAAAAGUGAACUACAACUACAACUCGUGCUGUAUCAGUGCUUUUAGAUAGAACAAAUAUGAAGGAUGUCCCGUCCUAGCGGUAGCGGGAACGAGGAAGAGUUCGCUUACAGCAGUUCGGGCUCCGAGGGGGAGGGAACGUGGGAGGGUGAGCGACCCACAGGGAAGUCCGUCCUCAACGUGUUCAAGGGAUACCACGUUCCGGGCAAAUACAAUUUUAGACCUAGUAUGGACGAAAGCAUAGAACAAAGCAUGUACCAACAAUCAAGCGACAAUCAAUACAAUAAACAACCAGAGGAGAGCGCAGCGUCUCAAAUCGAGGAAAGCAUCCAAGGACCAUCAUUUAUAGCUAGCAUGCCCGAUUCAAUGCAGCAGCAGCAUUCACUUUCAGAAGACUGUUCAAUCAUUGGAGAAGGACCUACACUGACUCCAGAAACAAGCGAGUCUGACAUUAAGAGGUCUCCACCUCCCGUGCCUCACAGACAUUUUAAGUCCCAAAUAGUAAGAGAGUUGAAUAGGUCAACCCUCUCAGAUAACAUGAUCGAGACUGAUGCCAUUUCACUAACAGUUGAAUCUGAUAGUGUCGACCAUUCAGACAGUGAAACACAAGAAAAUCUAAUGGCAGGAAGUGACGAAUACAGCAGUUACACUGACUUCACACACGCUCAAGGGUAUCCACCCGCUGCUGGAUAUGAUGCCAACGCUUUUCAAGGACAAUAUGGAGUGCAAGCGGAACAAAAGUAUGAUCCGCAGCCAUACUGGCAACCUUAUCCAGGACAACAACCAUACAUACCAAAUGCACAAUAUCAGGCACCAAGGUUUCCACAGUGGGGUCCUUUCCCAUACUAUCCGUAUGUACAGCCAUAUCAACAUACACCUGAUUUUGAUAAAGCUAACAGGCCAACAUUUGGCUACGAAAGUGCUCCAUUCAAACAAAAAGACAAGGAAUCGUUCAAACCAGAGAAAACGCCUAGGAGAACAAAGGAUACGGCAAAGCAAAGGCAACAUAGAACGCCAACCGAGCCCGCAGUAAAGCUUGAACAAGAACGAAAACAAAACCAAAGGCACGUUGAGUCGAAGAAGCCACAAAACAGGAACCAAAGCCGGAGCACAGAGAGUCUUCGACAGGUCGAAAAUGACACUACGAAGUACUGUAUAUUUGCAAAAGGAAUAGACCCAAAAGCUCCUGAAGAACACAUCAUAACUCUCUUUGAAGUUUGCAUGGGCAACACUGUCGACUAUAUUCAAGAUUCAAUGGUUUUCAACUUACCGAAAACAUGUGCCGUGUUUUCUGUGGAAGGAAAACCUGAUAUGGAGUACAUGAAGAGAAACUUUGCCAAGAGGAGGAAUUUGUCCUUUUACCCGGAGCUGCACCUACUGGGCAAAACACCGAUGAUUGCCAUUAGCUUCAACGGCGGUGUGACGGUUGACAUGCUGGAGCUUUACUUUGAAAGUGAGAGAAAUGGAGGGGGAGACGUCGAGGGCACCCCGUAUGAGACCGACGACGGAAUCUGUACUAUUGUGACUUUCUCAGAUGCGGAAGUUGUCGAAAGGGUUUGUGCCAAAAAGGACCACACUUUGAACGGACAGUCACUUCGAGUGUCGCCAUUUUACAAGUGCGAGUUGGGCGAACUUUAUGAUGCAGAACUUCACAAGUUUUCUCUCCCACAACCAAUUGCUUUUUCAUUGUCAACAGCUAAAUCUCAACUUUUGAAAAAAACAUGCUGUUCGAAGUUUCUGAAGGACUUGGAGGCACACUUUUGCGAAUGCGAAAUAACCGAGAAUACACUUAAACUUUCUUGUUGCCUCACGACAGCCACGCCGAACGUAAUGCAGUUGAGAAUGAGUUGGCUUGGGGAUGUGACUUAUCUGGUCGAACACUUUUUUGAAAAUGUCACUGACAACCGCAUACUUGACUUCAGCCACAAGAUUUUCACAAAUGUCAAUGAUUAUUGCACUACCUUCUCCAAACACCCAGACGUUGUGGUACUCUGGGAUGAAUCAAAGUGUCUGAUUGAAGUUUUUGGCUUGAGGGCAAGUACAUCUGCUGUUUUUGAAAACAUCGAAGGCAAGGUGAAGCAGUGGGAAAGACAACUGACCAUGAUAACCGAACGGAUACAUAUAUCGUUUAUUCACAUAAAAUUGAUGGAAAAACGCGGUUUAAUAAGAAGGCUAAAAGCAAUACCGGAGCUUGAUGUCAGAGUUGACGAUGAUUUUGUUGAUUUAAAAGGGCAACCAAGCGACAUAACACAAGCAAAACUUGUAAUUCAUGAAAGUAUAAACAAAAUGAAAGUCAGUAAAUACAAACAUGGGCUAUCGUUUGAAUGUGCUGAGCUUGUCCGAUCAAAAGCAAGUGUAAUUGCACUUAUUGACGAAAGCCUUAAAGAAAAGAGAAUCGAGGCCUCAUGGAAAAUAGAAGGAAGUGCGUUCCACGUCGUGUUUGUGAAGGAUCAACAAGACGAUUAUGGAUAUGCAAAUAUGAGUGAUAUGGACUCGGACAUAGUGAGUGUCUUCUCAAAUAUUUUGGAGAAUUUUAUUCUUUAUGAAAGGGGCGACAAGGGUGUGUUCCAUUCUGGUGAAUGGAUACAGUUUAUUACUGAUUUAACUAAAGAACACGAUGACUUUGCAGCUUUUGAUAUCGACGAGAAAAAGUGCAGGAUAGGUUUGCAUGGAUGGCACGAAAACGUGAACGAAAUGUACAAAAGUAUAGAGUCUUUCCUUGACAAGAGAGUCUUAAGGACACUAGUUUUGAAAAGAGGAACAAUCCAAAUUGGUUUUAUUCAACGGUUCAAUCGUGUUGAUAUUGAUGAUUUGCAGAAAAAUCUAAAAGAAUACAAUGGUUUUAUUGCAUUUUCUGAUGACAGUGAAACUGUUGAAAUUCGCGGGAGAAGGGAAGAUCGAGAAAUAGUCCGUGAUGAAUUGGAACAAAUACUCAACUCAGUCAUACGAGAGGAGCACACCAUUAAAAACAUGUCAGUGAAGGGUGCGUUGCAAGAUAAAAAAUCUCUUGGAAAAAUCGAUGAAAUUGAGACGAUUACUAGAUGUUUGAUACGGCUACCAGGCGAGCAUGAGACAUUCCAGUACGGGGCUAAAGAUGACGCAGAUAUCGGAGAUGAUCAAGUUCCCGGGGCAAUGGCAGCAUCAGCACGUGGAGAAAUAGGAAAACUUAAGUUUCAAAGCUCUUCUCGACGUAUGAAUGUUCGGUUUAUGGGAGAAAGGAACAUGCAAUAUGUAAAUCCAAAGAUACGACAGAAGGCCUAUUCCAACACAGGCUAUGUCAUAAUUGAAAAUGGUGUUCGUAUUUUCGGAGUAAACAUGCAGCUGUUCAUAGGGGACAUUUUUGAGCACAAGGCAGAUGCCAUUGUAACAAGCGUUGGAUCAAAUUUAGAAUUGCAUGGAGCAGUUGCCAAUGGGUUGAAAAAGAGAUGCCCGCGAGUAAAACAACAGUGUCAAGCACAACUGUCAACUUUUCAAAAGGAUGGUAUACUUAUCACGACAUGUCAAGGGCUUGAAGCCCGACAGGCAAUACUCGUCAAACAUGUGGAGAGACCAUCAGACUGGAAGGCGCAAAUGAAGAUGUGUUUUGAAGUAGCAAACCGAUCCGAGAUUAAAACAGUGGCGUUUCCAAUUCUAGGCUCAGGUGCAGAAACCCUUUUUGAUGCUCUUGACGAGUUUAUGUCAGAUGGAAACACUGAUUUGAAGAUAAGUGAGGUUCAUCUUAUCGUCUUUAAAACUCAAGCGGAACGAUUUCAACCAAUCAUAGAUGUUUUAUGUAGCAAGGCCAUGAAAGCGACUUCAGACUUAGAAAGUGGAUCAUUUGGACAGAUAAAGAAAGAGGUCUAUACAUCAUUUUUAUUAUGGCUUAAGCUGGGAGGAAGUUAUGGAAGAGGACAAAGGAAUUUGUAGAUGUAGGCUAUAUGGUAUCUGAAGAAGGAGCAACGACACAACCCCGUCAUUCACCCUCUUCUUCGAAAAGAAACACAUCGACCCUUGCACUGUAUAUUUACUCCGACUCCAGUGAAAAUAUACAGAGAUGUAAAUAACGGCUAGAAACACAUCUGGAAGUAGCAGUGAUAACCGCAUAUGUGAAAGAAAACAAAAAAAUCGUUUGCUCGUUAACAAAAGAGGAG